Lodderomyces oxycetoniae is the source of this 1473-nucleotide messenger RNA. It is a transcript of the gene INO2, whose product is annotated as Ino2p. The transcript has a single exon. The record is from RefSeq and is a predicted model, not a curated record. Lineage: Eukaryota; Fungi; Ascomycota; Pichiomycetes; Serinales; Debaryomycetaceae. The coding region runs from base 1 to 1473 and encodes 490 amino acids.
AUGGGUUCUUCUUCCUCACCGCUACAGAAUGAGUUUGAUAACUUGCUUGAUAUCUUUUCCUCAGAUAUGGACUUCGAACAAGCAUUUUCAAUGUACAGCAAUUUACAACAAAAGAAAGCCUUGGGAACGUUGGAGGAGCUAUCAAAAGUACAGAUGUUGAAUCAACAGUAUACUACUAAUCUACCUCCUCAAGACCAAUCACAACAACAACAACAACAACAACAACAACAGUAUGCCCAGCAAUACGCCCAAGAGCUGCACCUUCAUCAUGAAAACCACUACCAAGAUGACACAUUUGCACACUCUAGACAACAAAUACUAAAUGGCAGUAUAAACUAUAAUCAACAACAACAACAGCAGCAGCAACAACAAGAGGAGGAUAUUGUAGAAGAAGGUGUAGAUGAGUUUGAUCAGUUUUUCACAAAUACAGAGUCUGAUGCAUUGGAGAGAUUUUUGGAUAAUUUGGCAAACCCCAGCGGGACAGGUGAUCCAUUACAGUUUUACAAUCCUCAUAUAACAUCUCCCAAUGGAUUUCACAAGGAUUUAGAUUUAGAUUUCAACUUUGAAAUGCAUACUAUGAAAGUGCCAUCAUAUUUAAGAAGCAAAAACUCGCCCGAUGUAACUUCAUCGACUCAUACCCUCAUACAGCAACAUCAACAGCACCCUUCAUUUCAGCAGCAACACCAGCAGCAGCGGCAACAACAACAACAACAUCCACUGCAUAGUUCUACAUAUCAUGAUACCCACGAGCAACAGCAACAGCAUCAGAUACUGCAGUUGCAAAACCAUUACCUUCCGACGCAGCAACAAUCUAAUGACAAACAUAUGACGACGAUUCACAUGCAAGCACUUCCUUCUCCGCCAAUGAUUGAAUACCACAUAAACAAUCAAUCUCUAAAACGAGAGUUGACUGAAGCAUUUGCUCCAGAAACGCUAAAUACCCAACCAUGCCUACAAACCAAGCCCAAAAGUCAGCUUGUAACUCCACCUACAUCAGGUGACGAAAGCAAGAAAAGGCAAAGUGACGAAGAGCAAGAAGACGACGAAAGCGACGAUGAAAACCCAACAUUGGUGAAGACUCGAUCCUCUUCUUCUUCUUGUUGUUUGUUGAAUUCUUCCUCGAGCUCGUCAUCAAUCACAACUAUAGAAGAGCCACAAAAGAAGAAACGGAGAUCCUCAAAUAAACCGCUUUUAUCCCUUGAACAGAAACGAUUGAAUCAUUCUUAUUCGGAACAAAAAAGGCGCCAAUUGUGUAAACUAGCAUACCAAAGGUGUCUAGAACAAAUCAUUGACCUUGAAGCAUUCAACAUGUUACCUGAAUGUAAUGAAGCUGAGAGAAAAUCUAAAAGAGCAAGAGUUAAUAAAGAAGGGUUACCAAACUUGUCCAAACACAAUGCUCUAAUCAGAAUAAGCAAUGAAAUGCAACUAAUUAUUGGUUUAAAUGACCAAUUGAAAAAAUUACUCAAUGGAUAA